AUGGAUACCUCUGAGGACAACAGUAAGGGCGCCUUCUAUGAUGAACUCAAUGCGUUGAUAUCUAAAAUACCAAGCCAGCAGGUGGUCGUUGUCGGAAUCGACGCAAAUGCGAAGAUGGGACUCGAACAGCAAUCCGAUGUGCUAGGAAAAUGGUAUUAUCCAGCGGAGCGCACGUCGGACAACGGUGACCGUCUGCCGACUUGUGCGAACAGAAGGGCUUCAUCAUCGCUUCCAAGUUUCUACGUCCACGAAUCAUCGACGCCAUCAGCUCACGUGGCUCUUCUAACAAUGAAGAGCAGCGCAAGCGGAAGAUGA
Molecule: messenger RNA, 315 nt
Organism: Necator americanus (New World hookworm)
Lineage: Eukaryota; Metazoa; Nematoda; Chromadorea; Rhabditida; Ancylostomatidae
Exons: 1
Coding region: 1-315 (104 amino acids)
Source: RefSeq, a predicted model, not a curated record